Molecule: messenger RNA, 1330 nt
Organism: Lutzomyia longipalpis
Lineage: Eukaryota; Metazoa; Arthropoda; Insecta; Diptera; Psychodidae
Exons: 2
Coding region: 204-1064 (286 amino acids)
Source: RefSeq, a predicted model, not a curated record
UAUCUACUUGUUCGUGACGUUCAACGCAACUUUUUUGUUUAUGUUUAUACUAAAAGCAAAAAGAGCAGAAAUUUAGUUUUUUUGUGGAUUUCUACUUAACGAAAACUUAAGAGAAGACUUCAAGACUCCUUGGAGAUUAGAAGAAUAGAGAGUUGAUCGUUUUUAUAUUUUCAAAAGAAUCAGGAGAACGCUAUCCUGCCCUAAUGAUGAGCAGCAGCAACAUGGAAGAUUCAGGAGUUGAACUUUUAACAUCAAGUAAAGGAAAGGCCAUCCUGGCCCUCGAUGGCUAUCAGUAUCGUAUCCAUCGAAGAUGUGGCGAUCACAUUAGAUGGCUGUGCACUCGAGAAAGGAAAUUGAAUUGCAGAGGAACCAUAAAGACGGACUACAACUAUGUUAUUCUGAGCAAAAUAGAUCAUACUAGUUGCGUACCGGAUAAGCUGGAGAUCAUAAUAAGGAAAGCCAUGAAUCAGUGCAAAAAUAGAGUCAUCAAAGAACUGUCCACACCAGUGGCAAAAAUAUACAAAGAAGAAUUAGAUAAAUUCAAUGAGACUAACUCGAGUUUGGGUAUUACACUUCCGUUAUAUAAUAAUGUUAAGACACACUUAUGUCAGGCAAGGAGGGCAGUUGUUCAGAAGCUUAAGAAAGGCGAAAACAUUGACAUGAAUUCAACAAUACUCCAACUUACUGACUUAGAUAAUCUUCAGUGCCUUUCAAACAUGAAGAAUGUAACUUCUGGAAGAAAGAGCUCGCUUUCAAGUAAAGCUGUUGAAGCUCAAAGAUCGUGGGCUUUUCAAUGUGAAAAAUGUGGAAUGACAUCAAAAACAAAGAAUGAUCUUGUGCGUCACAUGCAAACAGUUCACCUAGAAAAGGAAACUGCCGUUCAAACACCUCAAAAGUCUUCCAGAAGUAAAGUAGUAGUGCCUGUUAUAAAGGACGUCUUUUCCAGGCACGAUGUUAGUUCAUCUUCUGAACAAUCUUCAUCGUCUGAAGUAAGCGUAAAAGGAGUCGAAAGUAUUCACGACGUACAAGGACCAGAAAUUAUUAAUCAGAGCUGUCUCCUUUAAUUGCGAAGAACAUCGUGAACGGACAACUGUUUGUAAUUGCUGACCUAUCAAACACCAUAAAUUUCAACAUAGGACCCUUGUAAAUUUGGAGUCGUUGCAGAUGUAAGAUGAACCAUGAGAAAAAAGUAUUAAUCUUCAGAGAUUCUUCUUAAUACUAAAAACUUCUGGAUCUAAUUUUGGAGAUCUUUUACUUAAUUUAAUAGACUUGAAAUGAUCUGUAAACUUACUGAACUAAUGACUAAAAUAAAAACGUGCAAAACAUUGAA